AGCUUCGGAGCUGCAGAAGGAAUUGGAGAUCUGAGUGGAGUUUGUAUCAAUUUUCUAGGAUCGUCGACAAAGACCUUGGGGAUUGUUACAUUCAGCGCGAAGUCUGCAACGUAUUAUUCGAUUGUUGCACUCGCCGGCUCCUUUAACUUGGACUUGAUCACUGCAAUAUGACUCUGGAAGAUACUACUGGAACUGACAAUACCAGCAAAAAGAUGCAGACAAUUGACCAAGCCUUGGAAGAAUUGUUGGUGGCAGCUCAGCGCCAGGGUUGCUUAACCGUUGGAGUUUAUGAGUCGGCGAAACUAAUGAAUGUUGACCCAGAUAGCGUAGUUCUGUGUCUCUUGGCGGCUGACGAGGAGGACGAGAGCGACAUCGCCUUGCAGAUACACUUCACCCUGAUCCAGGCAUUUUGCUGUGAAAACGAUAUCAACAUCGUGCGGCUGCGGGGUGUCAAACGGCUGGAAGAGAUUCUGGAGGCUGGAGGAGAGAGCGCCGAACCCCUGGACAUGCACUGCAUGCUUGUCACGAACUCUCAUACCGACGUUUGGAAAUGCGAGGCACUGGAGGAAGUCGGAAGCUACUGCCAGGAAAGCAGAAACAAGAACCAAUGGGUUCCUAUUGUUUCUCUGCAAGAACGCUGAAAGACCUCUGUGGCGAAUUAAAAAAAAGCUGCAAAAUCCAAUCUUUAAGUAAGAAGAGUGUAUGCCGUUUUUUUUAAAGAAAAGAUGCGGAUGGAUGAGGAAAAUCUGGUUUGCGAAGGCACUGUUUUUAAAGAUGCAAGAAAUCGGCAGAGCAGGCGGGACUUGGCUGUUUUCGAGGCGGCAAGUGGAUUGCAACCGCUCCCGGAGCCGAGAAGGGAGCAGAGGAGUUGGAGAUCAGGAAGCAAAUUUGGAAACGGAAGAGGUUUCGAAGCAGAACAUUUUGUACAUGUAUAAAUAUUUUUUAAGACUGGAUUGAAACUCAGGAGGAAUGUGGUAUACCAGGAAGGACUGCUUGAUGGCUGAUUGUACAAUGGUUGCCGGCCAUGCCUCUCGCACUUGUUGUUUCACAUCACGGAGAAUAAAAGGAAACCAUACGAAGCUGCACAGGAUUAUGGGGGCCGUUUUUAUUUCUCAACGGGAAACCUUGCAUGAGCCACGGUUGUUGCAGCAAAUGUGGAGAACUGUUGCACUUAGUUUCAAAUCGGAGGCCAAUGCAGGGAAUCUGUCGUGUAGUGGGCAUCGUGCAAUUUGAGUCGAGACUAUUAUGAAAUGUCAUUAUUUUCUCAUCAGUGUUUUGUAAUUACAACUGAUCUUCGAUGUGUAUUAAAAUGAACUUGCAAAUUAUAUUUACAAUAAAUAUUUAAACUUAAAAGUA
Pristis pectinata (smalltooth sawfish) is the source of this 1356-nucleotide messenger RNA. Its product is annotated as growth arrest and DNA damage-inducible protein GADD45 beta-like. Gene Ontology annotation, cellular component: nucleus; cytoplasm. Gene Ontology annotation, biological process: regulation of cell cycle. NCBI's taxonomy places the organism in Eukaryota, Metazoa, Chordata, Chondrichthyes, Rhinopristiformes, Pristidae. The coding region runs from base 168 to 641 and encodes 157 amino acids. The transcript is spliced from 4 exons. The record is from RefSeq and is a predicted model, not a curated record.